AUGACUGAAAUCUUAAGAAUAAGCUGGGAGAUUGCACCUGUAAUCUCAGCUACUGAAGAGGCAGAGAUUGGGAGGAUCACAAUUCAAGAACACACCAACUUGUCCAGUGUGACAACUUCUGCCACGGGUGUAGAAGAUCUCAAGAUUGUGCAAGUGACAGUUCCAGAGACUGAAAAGGAAAGAUUAUCAAGCAUUGAAAAGAUUAAACAGCUACGAGAGCAAGUCAAUGACCUCUUUAGUAGAAAAUUUGGGGAGGCAAUCGGUGUGGACUUCCCCGUGAAAGUUCCCUACAGGAAAAUCACCUUCAACCCUGGCUGCGUGGUGAUUGAUGGCAUGCCCCCGGGGGUGGUGUUCAAAGCCCCCGGGUACCUGGAAAUCAGCUCCAUGAGAAGGAUCUUGGAUGCUGCAGAGUUCAUCAAGUUCACGGUCAUUAGACCCCUUCCAGGACUGGAGCUCAGCAAUGUGGGAAAACGCAAGAUAGAUCAGGAGGGCCGUGUGUUUCAAGAGAAGUGGGAGCGAGCCUACUUCUUUGUGGAGGUGCAGAACAUUCCCACGUGUUUAAUCUGCAAGCAGAGCAUGUCUGUGUCCAAAGAGUACAACCUGCGGCGUCACUACCAGACCAACCAUAGCAAGCACUACGACCAGUACACCGAGCAGACGAGGGACAUCAAGCUUCAGGAGCUGAAGAAGGGGCUCAGGAAGUAUCUUUUGGGGUCCUCAGAGAUCCUGUGCCCUGAGCCAAAACAAGCGCUCCCCAACGUGAGCCCACCCGAAAACGUCGCGCAGCCCAUAGAAGAUGUGGCUGGCAGCUUAUGGGAGAAAUUGCGUGAAAAAAUCAAAUCCUCUGUGGCGUAUUCCCUUGCAAUCGAUGAGAUCACAGAUAUUAACAAUAUCACCCAACUGGCCAUCUUCAUCCGCGGGGUGGAUGACAACUUCGACGUGUCAGAAGAACUUUUGGACACAGUACCCAUGACGGGCACGAAGUCCGCAAACGAGGUAUUUUCACGAGUAGAGAAAAGUCUUAAGAAAUUCCAUAUCGAUUGGUCCAAAUUGGUCAGCGUGGCCUCCACGGGCACCCCGGCCAUGGUCGACGCCAAUAAUGGCGUGGUGACGAAGCUGAAAUCGAAAGUGGCAACAUUUUGCAAAGGCUCCGAUCUCAAAUCCAUUUGCUGCAUUAUCCACCCCGAGGCCCUGUGCGCCCAGAAGCUGAAGCUGGAUCACGUGAUGGACGUGGUCGUGAACUCAGUGAACUGGAUAUGCUCCCGCGGCCUGAACCACGGCGAGUUCACAACCCUCCUCUACGAGCUGGACAGCCAGUACGGCAGCCUUCUGUACCACACGGGGAUCAAGUGGCUGAGUCGGGGGCUGGUGCUCCAGAGGUUCUUUGAAUCCUUGGAAGAAAUUGACACGUUCAUGUCAUCCCGAGGAAAACCCGUGCCUCAACUGAGCUCUAAGGACUGGGUCAUGGACUUGGCCUUCCUGGUUGACAUGACGACACAUCUGAACACUCUGACCAUCUCCCUGCAAGGACACUCCCAAAUCGUGACCCAGAUGUACGACCUGAUCCGAGCCUUCCUGGCCAAACUGUGUCUUUGGGAAGCGCACUUGGCCAGGAAUAACCUGGCCCACUUUCCCACGCUGAAAUCUGUGUCCCAAAACGAAAGCGAUGGCCUGAAUUACAUCCCCAAGAUCGUGGAACUGAAGGCCGAGUUCCAGAAACGCCUCUCGGAUUUCAAAGUCUAUGAGAGCGAGCUCUCUCUGUUCAGUUCACCUUUCUCCACCAAGAUCGACUGUGUACACGAAGAGCUUCAGAUGGAGGUGAUUGACCUGCAGUGUAACACGGUGCUCAAAACCAAGUACGACAAGGUGGGCAUACCCGAAUUCUACAAAUACCUGUGGAGUAGCUACCCCAAGUACAGGACCCACUGCGCAAGAAUCCUGUCCAUGUUCGGAAGCACCUACGUCUGCGAACAGCUCUUUUCCAUCAUGAAGCUGAGCAAGGCAAAAUACAGUGCCCAGGUCAAAGACGCGCCGUGGGGCACCCCGCUCCACGUGGUCACGUCCUGAAGCGGAACCCCACGCCCUGCCCCAGGGGAAGCCAACCUAGGAUCCUCUAGGCCCAGGGGAUUGUGAGACGAGAAAGUGAAAGAUUAAAUAUUUCCGUUUCUCUGAGGUCUUUUUCUACUUGGAAUCAGAAAUGGAUUUGUAAUAUCACAAAAUCAGAACUGUUUGUAUGACGUGUUCUGCUUCACUGUAGUUCAGUAAAA
Castor canadensis (American beaver) is the source of this 2267-nucleotide messenger RNA. The record is from RefSeq and is a predicted model, not a curated record. Lineage: Eukaryota; Metazoa; Chordata; Mammalia; Rodentia; Castoridae.